This is a messenger RNA of Pararge aegeria (speckled wood butterfly), 1832 nucleotides long. Its product is annotated as proton-coupled folate transporter-like. The transcript is spliced from 5 exons. The record is from RefSeq and is a predicted model, not a curated record. Gene Ontology annotation, cellular component: membrane. Gene Ontology annotation, molecular function: transmembrane transporter activity. The coding region runs from base 215 to 1750 and encodes 511 amino acids. Gene Ontology annotation, biological process: transmembrane transport. Lineage: Eukaryota; Metazoa; Arthropoda; Insecta; Lepidoptera; Nymphalidae.
ACAAAAACAGACGCAGCUCUACUACUUGACUGCCAAUAUUCAACCGCACGCGCAACUUUGCGGUCGCGACAAUUACAUUAAAUAUUUCGCUUAUUAUUUUAUAGAAGAUAGACGGAGAGAGAUUUUUCGCAUAAGACGAACGAAAAAAACAUUUUUGGUUUUCGCGUAGUAUGUUAAAAACAAAUGCACAGUACAUUGGCAAACGAUAAUCAAAAUGACGUUACGGGUCGAAGUGCCCGAAAAAAUUUCGAAUAUAGAUUCAAUCAAAUCGUAUGAGAAAGAAAUAAAUAAACCUGAAAAAAAAAUCAGUGGCAGAUUGAAGGAGUUUAUUAAAAAAACAUGGGCUCUGAAAUCGAAAGUGACAGUGGAACCGUACGUUAUAUGUUAUGUGCUACCGAGUGUGUUAGCGGGAUUAGCAGUACAGAAUUUGUGUUUAGAAAAAUCAUGCCUAGUAAAUUUGAAAUACGACGAACAGACCUGCAGACAUAUAAUGCAAGGUCGCACACACAAUUAUACAGAGCAAGAGAAGAACGUUCAGAAGAUGGUAGCGGGAAUGACUGCAUGGAGCUUCCCUUUACAGACAGCCCUGCCUGGAAUAUUAACUCUUUUUUUGGGUGCCUGGAGCGAUCGGACUGGCAACAGAAAGAACUUCAUGGUGCUCCCCAUAUUAGGGAAAUUAAUAUCAGUUUUUGGCAUAAUCCUGAGCACAGUAUUUUUUCUUCAGGUUGGAUUAAACGAAACGGCUUUGAUCGAGGGCCUCCCUCCAGCAUUGGCCGGUGGUCGUGUUUCUAUGACAAUGGCGGUAUACAGUUAUGUCACAGAUAUCACAAGUGAUUCUGAACGGACUUUCCGUUUAGGGAUUAUUACAGCUAUAUUGACACUCAGUAGGCCAAUUGGUCUUGCUCUUAGUGGAAUUAUGACAAAUCGUUUCGGUUAUUACGGUGUUUUUACUGUAGCGUGUAUAUUCUACUUGACUGGCUUUGUGUACAUUGUUCUGAGACUCAAGGAAAAGAAGAAGAAGAAAAUCGAAAACGAAAAGCCCGAAACGGUGUUCUCCAUGUUUUCGGCGAAGGAUUUCGCGGCAACUGUGAAUGUAGCUUUCAAACCCCGUGAAGGUUCACGGCGUUUGCAAAUCAUAUUGGUUAUGAUUGCAUACAUGUUCAUCGUGGGACCUGUGUUAGGUGAGGCGCAGAUGACGUACUGGUUCACUCGCUACAAGUUCAAAUUCACCGAAGUGGACUACAGCUUAUUCCUCACAUACUCCGUCCUUGUUGGCUCUAUAGGUUCCUUCAUAACGAUAUACUUGUUAAGCAAGAGAUGGAAAAUAGAAGACAGUAUUAUCGGUAUAGUGGCUUGCAUCAGCAGAGUAGCAGCUAGUGUUGUCUACGCAUUGGCGCCCAGCAGAACUGUGUACUUCUUAGGCCCUGUUCUGGACAUGUUCAGUUCAGCCGGUGCCACAUCGCUGCGGUCCAUCGCAUCAAAACUCGUGAAAGCUGAUGAAGUUGGUAAAACGAGCUCUCUAAUCAGUAUAUCAGAGGCUUUAGUACCUGUGAUCUACUCACCCGUCUACAGUAAGGUUUACCUCAGUACGUUGUCGACGUUCUCAGGCGCCUUCUACCUCAUAAGCGCCGCUUUAGCUGUUCCUGCCAUACUUAUAUAUUUAACCUUGUACAUUUUACGAAGAAAAGAGAUUCUGGAGAGCCAGUCCGCCGAUAGCAAGUCCAAGGAGAAUGAAGUUACGCGUUUUUAGUGUAUUAUUGUUUAAUGUUUAGCUUAAGGCCUAUUAUGUACCUACCACAAAAUCUCAAUAAAUUUAAGAUUUGUAUUCAAUA